Messenger RNA from Centropristis striata (black sea bass), 456 nucleotides. Its product is annotated as serine-rich and transmembrane domain-containing protein 1. The transcript is spliced from 2 exons. Gene Ontology annotation, cellular component: intracellular membrane-bounded organelle. Bases 112 to 456 code for a protein of 114 amino acids. NCBI's taxonomy places the organism in Eukaryota, Metazoa, Chordata, Actinopteri, Perciformes, Serranidae. The record is from RefSeq and is a predicted model, not a curated record.
GGGCAACAGAUCUGGUUUGCGCGGCUGAAAACACCAAACACAACGGGAUGAUUUCUGCACGACGUGAAUGCGAGCGAGGAAGACGCGCCUCACACAUUUAAAACAGCCAGGAUGUCCGGGAUGGACGUCCCCUUAAUGGACCUGAAUGAGACCGAACUCUCACCGAUAGACAACGGGACCUUCCUGCGUUUCUCCCCGACCUCGGCUUCUACGUCGGCGGCGGCCGCCUCCUCGCCGGGACGUCCGGGGAACGUUUAUGUUUACGUGUGGCUCUUCCUCGGCCUGCUGGUCUUCCUCCUCACGCUGCUCAUCAUCUCCCUCCACAGGCUGAAGAACAUCAUCUCCUCGUCUUCGUCCGUCCCCGACUGCAGCAGCGAAGGAGGGAGCUCCUUCACCAACAUGGAGAUCUGCAGCAUCUCGUCUCAGAGGUCCACCAUCUCCUCCCUGUCCACCUGA